Neltuma alba is the source of this 477-nucleotide messenger RNA. RefSeq names its product cleavage and polyadenylation specificity factor subunit 2-like. The transcript has 3 exons. The annotation marks the transcript as partial. Gene Ontology annotation, molecular function: RNA binding. Gene Ontology annotation, biological process: mRNA 3'-end processing by stem-loop binding and cleavage. Lineage: Eukaryota; Viridiplantae; Streptophyta; Magnoliopsida; Fabales; Fabaceae. Gene Ontology annotation, cellular component: mRNA cleavage and polyadenylation specificity factor complex. The record is from RefSeq and is a predicted model, not a curated record.
CUUUACAUUUUCCAUAUGCAGAGCUGAGAGUUGAGACGGAAUCAUGGGAACUUCGGUGCAGGUGACGCCACUCUGUGGAGUGUACAAUGAGAAUCCUCUGUCAUACUUGGUCUCCAUUGAUGGCUUCAAAUUCCUCGUCGACUGUGGCUGGAAUGACCACUUCGACCCCUCCCUCCUCCAACCCCUUUCUAGGGUGGCACCAACCAUAGAUGCGGUCCUGCUUUCACAUGCGGAUACACUUCACCUGGGUGCUCUCCCGUAUGCCAUGAAGCAGCUUGGACUCUCUGCUCCCAUUUAUUCCACAGAACCAGUGUACAGAUUAGGCCUUCUCACCAUGUACGAUCAGUAUUUUUCAAGAAAGCAAGUAUCAGAGUUCGAUCUGUUCACACUAGAUGAUAUUGAUUCUGCUUUCCAAAGCAUAACCAGGCUAACAUACUCUCAAAAUCAUCAUCUCUCAGGUGGAAAUUUUGAACAAUU